Cyclopterus lumpus (lumpfish) is the source of this 1171-nucleotide messenger RNA. It is a transcript of the gene mrpl13, whose product is annotated as mitochondrial ribosomal protein L13. The coding region runs from base 76 to 615 and encodes 179 amino acids. Gene Ontology annotation, cellular component: ribosome; mitochondrial large ribosomal subunit. Gene Ontology annotation, molecular function: mRNA binding; structural constituent of ribosome. Gene Ontology annotation, biological process: negative regulation of translation; translation. The transcript has 7 exons. The record is from RefSeq and is a predicted model, not a curated record. NCBI's taxonomy places the organism in Eukaryota, Metazoa, Chordata, Actinopteri, Perciformes, Cyclopteridae.
AAUAACUACCAGACGGACCGUAGCUCGCGAGUUGAGGGUCAAAUGUUUUGAGAAUGUGCUGGUAGAUUCAAAGAAAUGUCAAGUUUCUCCAGAUCUGCCCAGCAAUGGGCGACUUUUGCUCGUUCCUGGUUCCUGAUCGAUGCCAGAAUGCAGCCUCCUGGGAAGAUCGCGACCGUGUGUUCUGUUAGAUUACAGGGGAAACACAAGCCUAUCUACCACGCACUGAGUGACUGUGGCGACCAUGUUGUACUUAUAAACACAAAACAAAUAGCUUUCUCUGGAAACAAAUGGGAGCAGAAAAUCUACUCAUCACACACGGGGUAUCCAGGGGGAUUCAAACAGGUCACAGCUGCCCAGCUGCACCAUAAAGACCCCAAAGCUAUUGUGAAGUUAGCGGUUUACGGCAUGCUGCCAAAGAAUCUGCACCGCCGCACCAUGAUGCAGCGAUUACACAUCUUUCCUGAUGACGAGCUGCCAGACGAUAUCCGUGCCAACCUGACGGAGGAGCUGCCUCAGCCCAGAGAAAUCCCCAGGAAACUCAGCGAGUACACGCAGGAGGAGAUGGAUGCCUUCCCCAGGCUGUGGACACCGCCUGAAGACUACUUGAUGAAAUGAAAUCCAGGCUGCCCGACGGGACCACAACUUUGGGUCAACCUCGAUUUUAUAUUUCUGGUUCUGGUACUUAAAACCAGAGGUCUUUUAUGAUAUAUUAUCUGUUUUAAGACACACAACAAGUUUUCUGUUCAGAAGAACUUUGCAAAAACUAAAUCCAGGAAACAGCACUGGCUUUUUUGUGUGCUUUAAAUCCCAAACUGGCAUUAAAGCGGGACUGGACUGGAAAGCACGAGUCUUAACCUAGAGGCCGAAGUUACCAACUCAAACUCUGUGCUCCUCCUAUAAUACACACCCCUCUGUCAGUCGUAUUACAAUUGCAAGGAGACCUGCAAUAGUCAGAAACGGCUCAAUAUGACAUCUGGUCGAGCGGAUCCUGCCUUUGGUUUGUAGGUUCACUGUAAAAAACAAUCAACGCGAUACGACUCGGGCCAUCAGGUUGGUCAGGAAAUCCUGAACUUUCUGUCUAGUCGGUGUUAGAAAUGUCCAGAGUUGUGAAAGUAAAAGUGUAUUCUGUUUAUGUAAGUUGUAAAAAAGGCUAAUAAACAAUUUAAUUAAA